Messenger RNA from Durotheca rogersii, 4283 nucleotides. Its product is annotated as P-loop containing nucleoside triphosphate hydrolase protein. The coding region runs from base 80 to 3997 and encodes 1305 amino acids. Gene Ontology annotation, molecular function: ATP binding; ABC-type transporter activity; ATP hydrolysis activity. NCBI's taxonomy places the organism in Eukaryota, Fungi, Ascomycota, Sordariomycetes, Xylariales, Xylariaceae. Gene Ontology annotation, cellular component: membrane. Gene Ontology annotation, biological process: transmembrane transport. The transcript has 4 exons. The record is from RefSeq and is a predicted model, not a curated record.
UUGCAGUGGCCCUGCAGUUAUAGUUCAUUCUUUCUUCGUCCUAUUUCCGUAGUGCUUCUUAUCUCCCACCGUAUUCAACAUGGCCGCCGAGAACCCGUCCCCAACCGACGAGACCGCAGCGACCGAGCCGGCCCCGAAACCUCCGCAGCGAACACCUAACUUUUCCGACUACCUGCGUGUCUUCAAGUACGCGACGAAAUGGGACUUCUGCGGGUACGUCGUGGCGUCGGCCGCGUCUCUGGGCGCCGGCGUCACGAUGCCGCUUAUGAACGUCGUCUUCGGCCAGCUAGUGGGGGAGUUCACCGACUACUUUAGGGGCACCACAGCCAUUUCGCGCGAUGACUUCGACCGGAUCUUGACCCGGCAGGCUCUGCUCAUAAUGGCCCUGUUCCUCUUGCGCUGGACCUUAAGCUCUGUCAACAAGUUCUGCUUCCGCAUGAUCGGCAUCCGCCUCUCGUCGGCCGUGCUCGGCCACUACCUGCGCGCCCUGUUCGCCCAGUCCGUCCACGUCGUCGACUCCAUGCCCCCCGGGGCCCCCGCGACCGCCAUCACCGUCACGUCGACCACCCUGCAGAUCGGAAUUUCCGAGCGCCUCGGCACGCUACUCGAGUUUAACGCCACCCUCUGGUCCGCCCUCAUUAUCGCCUUCACAUGGAGCUGGGAUCUGACACUUGUGACAUCGUCGUUGGUUGUCUAUAUGAUGGUGGUGUUGGCCUUGCUCUUGCCUCUGAUAGUCAAGGGUCAGGCUGCCACCGGUCGGGCGGAUGCCGAAGGCACUGCUAUUGCCAGUGAGGCCCUUGGAGGAAUCCGGCUAGUUAUGGCUUGUGGUGCCCAGGGCCGCACCAUCUCGCGUUAUCAGCGUUGGGUGCUCGAGGCUAAGAAGAGCGGCCAAAAGACCGCGCCGAUCGCAGGGCUCCAGUUCGGCUUGGUGUUCUUCGGCGUAUUUGGGGCCUAUGGCCUAUCUUUCUGGUAUGGGGCCCAGAGGUAUAUGGCUGGGGCUCUCACUAACGUCGGUACUAUUAUCGUGGUACUGAUGUCGGUCAUGUUGAUUCUCGUCAGCAUCGAGCGUGUCGCAACGCCGCUCAUGGCCGUCAGUAAGGCGAUGCUUGCUGCGUGUGAGUUGUUCACUCUUAUCGACGCCCCUCUGCCUACAUCUGGUUCCCUCAAACCCGACAUUAGUGGAGAAGAUCUAUUUUUCCGAGACGUCAUGUUCGAGUACCCUUCCCGUCCCGGGGUCCAAGUCCUAGACGGAUUGAAUGUCCGUAUCCGAUCAGGCCAGAACACGGCCGUCGUAGGUCCGUCUGGCUCCGGUAAGAGCACCAUAGUGGCGUUGUUGGCACGUUGGUACUCUUUGAAGGACCAACCCAUGGUGCCUGAGGUUGUCGCGCAGCCAAAUGAGAAAAUGGGUGGCGACCAGCCCGAUAAUGAAUCGCAGCCUCCCGCCAGGCCCAAACUGUCCGGGUCCAUUACGGUCGGUGACCACAAUUUGGAGGACCUCGAUGUCCAUUGGUGGAGGGCACGAAUCGGCCUCGUUCAACAGGAACCGUUUUUGUUUAACGAUACCAUAUUCAACAAUGUUGCCAAUGGUUUGAUAGGAACCCAGUGGCAAGACGACUCUGAAGCACGGAAGAGAGAACUGGUUGAGGAGGCAUGCCGCGAAGCCUACGCUCAUGAAUUCAUUAGACGCCUACCCGAUGGAUAUGACACACAAGUUGGCGAUGGCGGCGCAAAGCUCUCGGGCGGUCAGAAACAACGCCUUGCUAUCGCUAGGAGCAUCAUCAAGAAGCCGCAGAUCAUCAUUCUUGACGAGGCCACCAGCGCGAUUGACGCCAAGAGCGAGAAGAUAGUCCAGGCCGCGCUCGACCGGGCCACGCAGAAUCGCACGACCAUCACCAUAGCCCAUCGCCUUUCGACUAUUAAGAAGGCCGAUCACAUUAUCGUGAUGCGAAACGGUCAGGCGGUUGAGCAGGGCACACACCAGAGCCUUCUCGAAGACGCGGGUGGCGUCUACAGUGCCCUAGUCCGGGCCCAGUUACUUCAGCUGUCGCGUGCUGACGAGACCCUCUCUAAGGAGGCAAACUUCGAGGCGACAUUAAAGGAGGUUGUGGAUUCUGACACAGAGAAAGCGUUCGAUGAUCAUAACCACGCCGUUAGUCCAUAUACCCCCACUAGCGAUAAUGCUGGGGAUCAGUCCCGAGGAGAGCCGGCUAAUAGCCCCCGAGGCAUAAUCGGCAGUUUCGGAAAACUCCUAUACGAGCAGCGCGCGCAGUGGGUCUCGUACCUGGGCAUCGUCCUAUCUGCGAUGGCUGUGGCGGCGGCGACACCCCUACAGGCAUGGCUAUUCGCGCAGGUGCUCGGGGUCUUCCUGGUGACGGAUGACACCGCGCUCGAUAGGGGAAGUGACUUCUGGGGGUUGAUGUGGCUCGCCCUCGCCGGCGGUGUCCUUGUUUCGUACUUCUGCGAAGGAUGGUUCGGCUUGCACGUACAGUAUGCCGUCAGCGCGGUGUACAAGACACAGUACCUGACAGACAUGUUGCACCAACAGGUGGCCUUCUUCGACGAGGACGGCAACGCGCACGGCGCGCUGACUUCACGUGUCACGGGCGACGCGAAACAGCUAGAGGAGUUGCUCGGCAUGAACCUCGCGUUCCUGCUCUCUGGGGUUUUCUCCGUCGUUGGCUGCGUCGCCAUCGCGCUCGUGUUUGGUUGGAAGCUCGCCCUCAUUGCCGCGUUCGUCACAAUGCCCGUGAUGCUGUUCUCUGGUUACUGGAAAUUCAGACACGAGAUACAUUUCAACCAGAUGAGCUCUGAGGUCUUCACCGAGAGCUCGAAGUUCGCUACCGAAGCCAUCGGGGCAAUCAGGACGGUUUCUGCUCUCACGAUGGAGGCCACAAUUAACGACCGAUACCAGAAGCUUCUAGAUGGCCACGUAAAAGCAGCCCUCCGAAAGGCGUGCUCAAUGUGUGUGAUGUUCGGCUUCGCUGACAGCGCUAGUCUCGGUUGUCAGGCUCUGGUCUUUUGGUAUGGCGGCGGGAUGUUGGCCAGGGGCGAGUAUACACUGCAGGCUUUCUUGGUCUGCUUUAUGGCCAUCAUACAGGGCGCAGAGGCAGCAAGCCAAAGUCUCUCUGCAGCGCCCAAUGCAGCGCAGGCGGUAGCAGCAGCGAAUCGCAUACUCGACAUUCGGAAAUCAGCGAACAUUGACCGGCAGAGAACAGGUCACAGCGAGGGAGUACCCAAAGCGGAUAGUGGUAUCGGUAUCGAGUUACGGGAUGUCUAUUUCAAGUACCCCACGCGGGAUGUCUCCGUCUUUGAAGGGUUGAGCCUCAGCAUCGAUAAGGGCCAGUACGUGGCGUUUGUUGGGGCAUCUGGGUCUGGAAAGUCGACGAUUAUUUCGCUCCUGGAGCGGUUUUAUGAUCUGGGCCCGGGCCAGGGCGCGAUUCUCUGUAACGGCACCAACAUCAACAACCUCGACGCCUACAGCUACCGGAAAACCCUGUCCCUCGUGGCCCAGGAGCCGAUAAUGUUCCGCGGGACCAUACGCGAAAACAUCUUGUUCGGCGUCGAGGAUCCUAGCUCUGUUUCUGAUGCGCGGGUCGAGGAGGUCUGCCGCGACGCCUUCAUUCACGAUUUCAUCGUUUCUCUGCCCGAAGGUUAUAACACCGAGGUCGGCCUGAAGGGCGUCUCGAUGUCAGGGGGGCAGAAGCAGCGGGUGGCAAUCGCACGUGCCUUGAUCCGAGAUCCCAAGAUUCUACUUUUAGACGAAGCAACGUCGGCGUUAGAUUCUGAGUCGGAGAAGGUCGUACAGGCCGCGUUGGAGAGCGCACGCAACGGACGGACCAUGAUCGCCGUCGCUCAUCGACUAUCGACAAUCCAGAAUGCCGAUGCCAUCUUUGUCCUCGACAAUGGAAGGGUGGUUGAAACGGGUACUCACGAUGAUCUCCUUAAGCGGCAAGGUAUUUACUGGGAAAUGUGUCAGAGCCAGGCCUUAGAUCAGUAGAUAGAAUAUCGAGACCCCUUUGCCCGUCUCCUCCAAUCCUAACCGCAGUUGCCACGUAUUAUCAUAUUACCAGCGUACUUUCGUAGAAUUUCCUAUGUCCGAAUCAACGGGGAUCGUGUCGCGCUUCGUCAAUGGAGAUUUGCGGAAUUUUGACUUAUUCACCGGCGCCUUCAUCUUCAUAUAGACCCUUUGUCACGUAGAGAGCCACCUAUACAUAGCUCUCUACUUCUUCUCUGGUUGCUCGCUUCCCUAACCUAGCCCCCAGCUCCCUAUUGUAUAUAUAUAG